This is a messenger RNA of Daldinia decipiens, 1464 nucleotides long. RefSeq lists its product as uncharacterized. The coding region runs from base 160 to 1296 and encodes 378 amino acids. The transcript is spliced from 2 exons. Lineage: Eukaryota; Fungi; Ascomycota; Sordariomycetes; Xylariales; Hypoxylaceae. The record is from RefSeq and is a predicted model, not a curated record.
CGGAUAUAUAGAUAUACUAAGUUCGUCGCCCCGCUAUCAAGAUGUUCAUCUGAAUCUCUUCUAAAGGCCCGAACCUAUCCUUGUUUUCUUAAACAAUCAACUUUGUGAAGCACAAUUUCAUAAUCCUUGAAAAUGUAAUCGAUACUUCGUAUCUUGGAUAUGACGCGUAAAUUACCGUGGAAAAGAGUCGAAAUAGGCUCGAUUAGCACUCCACGAUCACUAACGUCGACUCCUAUUAGCCAGCAAAAAGCAAAGCGCGAGAAUACUGACGAUGACGAUAAGCAAGCCACAGCUUCACCUACUCCUGCUAAAAGGGUGAAGAGCUCCCACUCUGUACCUGCAUCCCCGGCACCUAAAAUUACACCUCAACUUGGAUCGUCACCGCCUUCUCUAAAGCCACUACCCGAAAGCUAUAUGAUUGAGGGUCUUGACCAUGACGACUUAUAUCGCAUGGUAGAAGAUGAAUUCUUAUCGACGGCCCAGCAGUUCACGGCCCAUCUUCAUGCAGCCGAGUAUCAUCGUCUAAAAGCAGCAUCUAAGUCUCAAAAUGCGGAUACCAUCAGGGAUAUCUCGAGACCAGUGGUUGGGCAGAUGACCGACCUGGUCAAGCAGAAGCAAGAACGCAAGGCUCGUCUCGAGAAGCAGAAAGCAGCAACGAGAAAGGCGAGGGCCGACAUAAAUCGGAAUGAUGACUCUACCGCGAGUGAAAGUGACCUGUGGCGUUCCGCGUCUUUGCACGGACUCAUGGAGAGCCCAAGAAAGAAAGCGGCUCGCCUUGAUAAGUUGACCAAGGUGGUGACUACGACUCGUGCUGCCGCUGGUUUUAGCACAGCCAAGUCCGGACGGUUAUUUCCUACUUCUCAUCCAAUUCGUAAAGAUAUUACUGGUAGUAGACCUAUACCUAAAUCGACGCCGCAGCAGGAUAGUGAAACAGAAAGUGACGACGAUGAAGACCUAGACGGCCCUUCUACUAAGAUGUCUACGAACUCGGUUAAGAAACCCCUACCAUCUAUGGCUCAACUCCCAAAGCCAAGGCAAGUCCCAAGUACUACAAGUAACAACCACCCCCUACGCCGCUCAGAGAAUAUCCACCCCAUCAUCCAGCAACCAGAGGCCAAGACCACUACAGAGGCCGCAUCCUCAUCCUCCUCCGAGGCCGACGGCAACGGAGACUUCCUAAGCCGCCUCAAGCAACGCCAAGAAGACCGCAAGCGCAACCGGGAGCAAAGAAAGCAAGCAGCGUCAAACAAAGCACAGUCGUCAACAACAGAUGAUAUCAUUCCAGGCUUUCUCUAGACUACCCAAGUUAUAGGUACCUAGUAUAUAUACAGUACAGCAACAAUCACAACGACUCAGACUCAAAAGGCGUCUGGAACGGCUGUUCCGCCUGCGGCGUAAUACGCGCCAAAUGCCUGCGCUGCCCGGUCUUCCAGUCGUGCAGCGCCGAGUGCUGCGUCACACGGU